AUGAAGUUGUCUGUCGCCGUUUCUUCAUUCCUGAUGGCCCUGGCCUCGACCGAUGCUACCAGCAUCAAGAUGGACUUCUUGCCCAUCGGGCACGUUCGUACUGAUCCUAUUCUCAGCAAAACUUGCCUCAGUGGCCACGUCCACUCUUUCUACGGAGCUCAGGUCCUCCCUCACCCAGCUUCCACGGACUACGAUGCCCUCCGUGGUGUGACCGAUGAUCAGAACACUGGCAACGUGGUGGAGAACAAAUCUCUGUAUUGGCAUCCCUCCAUCUAUUCCUACGACGAAACCAGCAAUACCUUUCGUCGCGAAGCCAUGGCCCAAACAUCUGCAUACUACGUUUGGAUCACCGGACAAGCCACCGCGUUUCCAAACGGGUUCCAAAUGAUUGGUGGCAUGCCCGACCAAGGCGCGUUCUCGAUGGCGGAAGCAGAGUGUGUGAACUCACGUCCCUCCAAUCUUGCGGCUUGUCCAGCCAGUUUUGGCAACAUCAACUUUUUCCCAACCACUAGUUGCGACGAGCUCGAGGCGUCCAUGAAGUUCCCAAAUUGUUGGGAUGGUGAAAACUUGAGCAGCGCUAACGGUCGCGAACAUGUGGCAUAUACUACGAAUGGCGAAGUGGAUGGUCCGUGCCCUUCGAGUCAUCCCGUUCGUCUCCCUCAGAUUAUCUUCUUCUUCCGCAUCAUGCCGUACAAAGGAGGUUGUCAUGUUUUUUCAGAUAUGACCCAAACCUUCCACGCGGACUACGUCAGCGGCUGGGACGACCAAGUCUUGCAACGUGUAUUGGAUAACUGCUCGAAUGAUUCUCUUGAUUCCAGUCCUGACGCUUUUUGUGAAGAGCAUUUGACCUUUCGCGACGGCCCCAAGUGCUCCGACCCAGGCUGCGACUUCGGAGAUGCCAGCUUGAUGAAUAAGCUACGAGACAUCCAACCGCCUCCGAUCGACAUGAAGGCCAUAACGGAUGAAGAGGUGGAUACCGUGGUGGGUACGUUGCCUGGUGGCCCCAACUUUGUUGCGUGCUCUGGUCCCGCCGCUCUUUUACCACCAACUGCCGCGACGACGUUGUCUCCGUCGCCUUACCCGUCGUUCUUCCCGGGCGACGGCGAGGACGAAGACGAGGACGGAAACGAAGAUGGAAACGAAGAUGGAGGAGAAGACGAAGAAGGUGAAGGAGAAGACGGAGACGAAGAUGAAGAUGGUGAGGGAGAAGAAGACGAAGAUGGCGAAGGAGAUGGAGACGAAGACGGUGAAGAGGGAGAGGACGAAGAAGGCGGAGACGAGGAUGGCGAAGGAGAAGACGGAGGCGAAGGCGACGAAGGAGAAGAGGGAGACGAAGAUGGCGAGGGAGAAGGCGACGAAGACGAAGAAGAGGAAGACCCAGAAGAGGAAGAAGAUGAAGAGGAGGAGGAGUUUGGAGAGUGUGGAUGCCCUUGCGAAACCGAUGAUGGUAUGCAAGGUGUGGAAAUGUGGUCGGAAGAUUCUACACUUGUGGGCUUUGAGGGUGACGACUUCUUGUGCGUGACAAAGGAUCUGAGCGCUCAGUACAUUGCAACUGAAAGGGCUAUCUGCGAAGACGAGUGCGACGAGGAAGAGGACUUUGAAGAUGAACAGGAGUUCUUCGAGGAUCGCAGCGGUGAAGCAUUUCAAGUGGCGAAAUCCUACGAAAAGACACCCCCAGAGAGCGGCUGCUCGCAGCUUCAGUAUACCUCGGCACCAUUGGUUGCAGCUGCGAUCCUCGUUACCGGCAUGUACUUUUAG
Seminavis robusta is the source of this 1758-nucleotide messenger RNA. The record is from the annotation of a GenBank genome assembly. Lineage: Eukaryota; Bacillariophyta; Bacillariophyceae; Naviculales; Naviculaceae.